AUGGCUCGCCUUUCGUCCUACUUUGUUGCGCUGCUCGUGGCAGCUUGUUCUUACCAAGUGGAUGCCGUACCGCUUGAAGCGCGUCACACAGAAUCAACCACGUCAGUGCAAGCCACGAUCACAGGUCCUGCCGACAUUCCAAAUUCGACGGCAGGGGGAGUGAAUCCGACCGUCGUGUGUAACGUUGCUCGCAUUCAAACUGCGACUGACCUCACUACGUCUGCCAAAGCGAUGGAGGAGGUCACUGCUGUGGCCGGAGACGCGGCCAAGGAUGGGUUGAAGACCGCCACUGAAGGCCUGGCUGCCAUAGCCGAUUCUCUCGUCGCUGGGGAGGCACCAAACGACGCUGAUGGAAUCAACCUCACAAAUGGGUUGAUGGCUGCAAAGACGGCCCUUGCUUCAAUCCAAACGGUCGACACCACCACAGAUGGCGCUGUCGCAACCACUGAAUUCCACCUCUCCCGCACGAUUGAGGCUGGGGGGAGGGUCGUUAAGAAUUGCCAGGCUGCAGUCGGAGGCUCUAAUGCGGGUUCUUCAAAGGCUACGUCGAGCUCGACAUCUACCAGUGUUAGUUCAUCCGAAAGCAUCUCCUCAAAUGGAACCACCUCCGAAACCGGCAGUGACACAUCUUCCUCUACCAUUACUAUUACGUCCCAGAUAGCGAAAGCCACGGGUGUCCACGCUGGCAGCAUGGGAAGUGGUCACAACAAGAACGGUACUGUCGGCCACAAGAUGGUAAACAACAACGGUACCGCCCACCACAAGAUGAAGCAGAGUGGUAACAUGAACCAGUUAACAACAAUGUCCCAUACCACUGGAGCGGCUGGGUGUACCUUGAAUGUCAUAACCCAGUGCGGGGCUGCCCUCCACCGGGGUGUUGGUGACACACCGGCGGCCAUCAUCCAGUUGAAUACUUAG
This is a messenger RNA of Laccaria bicolor S238N-H82, 918 nucleotides long. RefSeq lists its product as uncharacterized. The record is from RefSeq and is a predicted model, not a curated record. The transcript is spliced from 7 exons. Lineage: Eukaryota; Fungi; Basidiomycota; Agaricomycetes; Agaricales; Hydnangiaceae. Bases 1 to 918 code for a protein of 305 amino acids.